AUGUCGAAAGAAACAGCGUCUAUGAGAGAAAUACAACACAACCGACAACUCAUUAUACAAGCUCUAAAUAAGAACACAACAAACUUUUCAAACUAUUCUAAGAUAUCUGAGUCAUUGAAAGAAGGAAACUUAAAACUGACAUUAAACCCAAUGACAGAUGAGUUUCUAUUUCAAGACAAGAAGAACAAUACUGUCUGUAUAAAUCCAACAAAAGGAACUUUAAACGAGAAACCUAUAAAAGAACUUCUUUUGAAAGCAGAUGUUGACAACAAAGCUGACAAAGAGUAUGUCAUUGAAAAAGUUCAAGAAGAACAUGACAGAGCAGAUGCAACAUAUGCAACGAAAGAGGAUGUUGAAAAGAAAGCAGAUAAAACAUAUGUUAACGAUGAGUUAGCAUGUGUGGCUAGUGCGUUAGUGAAGAAGGCAGAUAAGGAAUAUGUGGAUGAAAAAGAAAAUGAAAUUAAAGAAAGGGUUGAAUGGUAUAAUGAAAGGACAACAAAGAUUUUAAAAACUAAAGCUGAUACAGGAUGGGUUUCAGGAUGUUUAGACCUUAAAGCGGAUAAGAACCAUACACAUACAAGUUUUACAACUUUUACAGCAGAUGAUAUAAUAUUGAACUUUGACCUUGGUUCAAGUGCACCUUCAGAGAAUCCGAGUACAAGCGUAAAAGAUACUCUUAACAAUUUAGAUAACAGUUGCAGGAAUAUCGAAGAGCAUGCCAGAAACUUUGAAGCAUAUGAACUACCAACAAUGUUAGAUAAGAAAGCUGACAAAACAGAGCUUCAAACAUUAAAGACAGAAAUACUUCAAACAUUAUAUCCUAUAGGUUCUAUUUAUACGUCAAUGAACUCUACCAGACCAGAAGUAGUACUUGGUUUUGGAACUUGGACUCAAAUAGUCGACAGGUUUUUGUAUUGUGCAAACUCUUCAAAGGAAACAGGUGGAAGUAAAACGAUUUCAGGUGCAAAUUUACCUGCGCACAGUCACUACGUAAGUUUAACUACAUCUCGAGAAGGUGGGCAUAGGCAUAAAUAUUGGGAUUGGUCAGGAAUGACAAAAGGUAAAGGAUAUGAUGUUAAAAACAACGUUCAGUUUGCUAUAAAUUGUUUCCUGAGUAACACUGAGGUAGGAGGAGACCAUACACAUUUCGUUUCAGGGUAUACGCAAACAACGGGACAAAGUAAAGACUACAUGCCACCUUACAUGACAGUUUACGCAUGGUAUAGAAAUGCUUAG
This is a messenger RNA of Trichomonas vaginalis G3, 1236 nucleotides long. Its product is annotated as phage tail repeat-like family. The record is from RefSeq and is a predicted model, not a curated record. The coding region runs from base 1 to 1236 and encodes 411 amino acids. Lineage: Eukaryota; Parabasalia; Trichomonadida; Trichomonadidae. The transcript has a single exon.